GUGAACGACAAUGUGAAAAGAUCCGAUCAAAAGAAAGAUUCGUUCACGAAUGAACCAUCGCUAAUAUGCAAAGCCAGGGGGUCUGUAUCAGACUCGGAGCCGAUGCAAACGGUUUAGUCAACACAGCUUCACGGCUCGCUUUGAGCUUCACGGCUCAGUCGAGAUUAUUUCCCUUCUGGUAACCGACGUAGAAAGUAUCUACAUGCUGUUUUCGACGAAAGGCGACAAGUCCAACUAAGAAAAGGAAAUGGCCUGGUUCCACCAUGCGUUACAAGGCUCGGGCCAGCCGGAUGCAUCCAUGAUACCCUCUGCAGUGGAAGAUCUGUCCCAUUCUCAGGUCUCCAAGCACACCAUUACACAGUUAGGGAUGUCUGAUGGACAGGGUUGGUCAACUCUUCCCCCAGUUUCCAUCACAGACUUUCCACCUGUUUCAGGAGGCAUUGUUCCCCAACGUCUGGACGCACUGUCCUGCACAUCCCUCAGUGUGGGCUCCAGAGAAGACUCUGUGUUGCUGUCUUUCGUGACGCUGCAGGAGCAACGAUGUGUAAUAAGUUGGUUUUUAGGAUGGAACGCUGUCCAGAAGCAACGCUUUCUGGAAGAUCUGAUUUCAAAGGCUGUGCCUGGAAAGGUGUCCAGUUUAUUAGACCAACUCAACACACUGCAGGUGAAUGAUCGCCCACCUAAUAUUUUUGAAUGCCAGUUAAGGCUGUGGACUCAGUGGUUUGAAUCAUGGAGUGAAGAGGAGAGAAAUGCCUUUUUGAACAGCUUAGAGGAGAAGGAUCCAGCCUUUGUUGCAUUCUUCUAUAACCGAGUUGCUGGAACAGCAGGCAGAGAUUGAGGAAGUUCGUACAACGUUUUUUUUUUUUUUCACUCUUCAAAAUGAAACCGAAACCAAGUCCUGAAGUAGACUGUUCUACUGUUUAAAAGAGUUUUGAACAGCAUUGUUUGUUAUGCAUGUGACUAGUUUUCAAGCACUGUUGACCCCGUUUAGAUGCAAAAAAUCUUGUUAUAAAGUUUUUUUUUUC
Molecule: messenger RNA, 1025 nt
Organism: Carassius carassius (crucian carp)
Lineage: Eukaryota; Metazoa; Chordata; Actinopteri; Cypriniformes; Cyprinidae
Exons: 3
Coding region: 248-838 (196 amino acids)
Source: RefSeq, a predicted model, not a curated record